Messenger RNA from Mangifera indica (mango), 1419 nucleotides. RefSeq lists its product as uncharacterized. The record is from RefSeq and is a predicted model, not a curated record. The transcript is spliced from 5 exons. Bases 294 to 1226 code for a protein of 310 amino acids. NCBI's taxonomy places the organism in Eukaryota, Viridiplantae, Streptophyta, Magnoliopsida, Sapindales, Anacardiaceae.
GCCUUGGAGAAUUCUAGUACGACAAAUAUUUUUUUUUGCAACGCUCUUCCUUGUAUCCUUAACAUGUUCAUCUGUGUAAGUUUGUUCGUGCAGAUUUUAGCUUAUAAGAGAAAGACAUCUACCUUAUAGAUCACUUCGAAAUCUUGUCGACCCAGUUCACAGUCUUUGUUCAACUCCAUAAAACUGGCCGAUUAAGGUUGGUUAGAGUUCAAAGAUAUGAACUUUUUCCAAAAGAAGUUGAGAUGAUCUGCUGCUGGCUCUUAGCAUGGUAGAUUAAAACACUGAUUGAAAGAAUGUCAGCUUAUGGUCAUGAAAUGGAGCGGGAGUACUCCAUCCGGAGUCUCGAGAGUAGAGGAGGCUCUGAAUUGGGAAGCCGAUAUGCAGUUGAGUCAGGGUUCUAUAUGACAUCUUUUGCUGCAACAAUCUUCAUUGGUGGCCUUGCAACUGUUGGGAUUUUGUUGGUAACCUUGCUGAUUGCAUUGGCGGUAAUGUUGCAAUCCUGUCAAAGUAGCAGGGCUGGAGUUGUUGAAAUUGCUAAAGCAAGUGAUGAUUACAGUUACUGCAAAAUGUAUGCUCUACAUGCAGAACUUAACAGCUUGGAGGUAGAAGCUGAUUACUUCCCUUCAGUUUGUAGGGUUCUUGCUAUUCAAUAUCUCAAAGCUGGACUAUAUACUAGAGAUCUAAAUUUUACAGUGUGGAUGAUUGAAAGUUAUUUCAGUACUCUUUCACCAACUCCUGAUGGUCUAGAUGUGGUUCUGUUAGACAUAGAUUACGUUGUUGCUCCAAGUCCUCAAUGCACCAAGCUGUUAAUGGAUGGAAUUGAUCCAUGUGGUAAUGUUGAUGAUAUUAAAGAGGCCAAUCAUCUAAAGCAAAUGCUUACUCUGAAAUUAUUCUUGUCACUUCAAGCUAGUGGAUGGCCUGUGAUUCUGAUAUCCAGAAAACCUGAAGGACAACGAAAUGCCACCACAGAGCUCCUUAUUUCUGCAGGAUACGGAGACUGGGCUUCAUUGAUUAUGAGGGUAGAUGAUGAAAUGCAAAUGGAUAGCCGCGAAUACAUAUCUAGACAAAGGACAAUACUACAGGAAGGUGGCUUCCGCAUAACUUGUUUGAUUAGCUGCCAAAUGGAUGCUUUAAUGGGUCCAAAUCUAGGCAAGCGUGUCUUCAAGCUUCCAAAUCCUUUAUAUUAUGAUUUUCAGCAUCUCACUGAAAGAAAGAAGCUAGCAUAAUAGAUAAUGUUGAAACUAGGCUUUCCCACUAUGAUUUCUUCUGUUUAUCCAUCGUUCGUUAUUUGAAGAUCUUCCAUUUUAUUUGUGAACCCUGCUAAUCAUUAUGUUUUGAAUUCCUGGAGAGUUCAAUUGUGUGUGUUUGUGUGUAUAUAUAUAUAUAUAUAUAAAUAUAAAUAUGCUAAUAUUAAGUUUC